Messenger RNA from Capsicum annuum, 1823 nucleotides. Its product is annotated as protein ENHANCED PSEUDOMONAS SUSCEPTIBILITY 1-like. Lineage: Eukaryota; Viridiplantae; Streptophyta; Magnoliopsida; Solanales; Solanaceae. The record is from RefSeq and is a predicted model, not a curated record. The coding region runs from base 1015 to 1491 and encodes 158 amino acids. The transcript has 2 exons.
CUUAACACAUAUUUAUUUACCCCUCUUAAUAACUUUAAAGUGAAUUAAUAACACCCUAAUGCUGACGUGGCUUCUUAAAAAAGAAAAAAAAAAGCUCAUAUUUAUUAAAAAGAGGAGAUGGUCCCACUUUAUAUAUAUAUGUGUGUAAAAGAAAAAACAAAUCACGCCCUUUCUUCUUUAAUACCCCUCACCCCCGCACUGCUGUUCUUACCACUAUCCCUGCCCCAAUCCUCUUUCUCCUCCAUUAAUUAAUUGUAUAGUUUUAAUAUUAACUUAGAAAAUAGUAAUUCAAUAGUUGUUAAAUCUUAAAAUUAAGAAUUUACUGAGAUAUCGAACAAGAAUUGUCAAUUUUGAAAUACAAUAUUAUCGAUUACUAUCAAAGAAGACUUUUUGGAGUUGCCUUCAAGAUGUUUGAUGAAAUGCUUGACAUAAUCGAGUUUGACAAAUUUUGAAUUUCUAGAAGAAUAUUAUCUUAAUUAUUUUUAGGUGUUAGCAGGGUUGGUGGGUGGAUGGAUUUGUUUGACGCGGGCAGGGGGGGGGAGGGGGGAGAAAGGAGGUGUUUGCAGGUGUGGGGGUGGACGGGAGGUGCUUGCAGGUGUGGGAAUGGCAAAAGAAUAAAAUAAAGGGGUGUUUCCUCCGUUAACCGGUCGUUUCUUCAUCCUUAAAAAUGUUGAAGACGACACGAUUUCUUUUUCCAUCAACUGUAACAAUGCUUCCAUGGAAUUCAUCCAUGCAAGCGCUCCAAAUUUAACUGUAUCCGUGAUUCUCUCUUCAUCAACUGCAAUAACUUUGUUUCCACUAAACAAUAUUCAAAUUUUUGAAAGUGUUACUAAGCCUCAGUUUGGGGUUCAAAUAACAGAGUUGGUUGAUAGUUUGUUUAUUGGAUGCACUAUGAAUCAUUGUGUAGGUGACGGGACUUGUUUUUGGCAUUUUUUCAAUUCUUGAUCUGAAAUCUCUCAUGGAUACGAAGUUAUUUGUAAAGUUCUAGUUUUAGGACGUUAUUUUCCUGAGAAAAUGAAUCUUCCUAUUCACCUUCCCCUGAAGAUGGAUGAUGAAAAAAUGUUUGAAGUCUUUGAAGUUCCAACGACAUUGGUAGACACGGUUUUUCAUCUUAGUAAAGAAAGUAUAGGUAAGCUCAAAGCAAAAGAGAAUACUGAAAUGGGUGUUAAGUCGAUUUCUUCUUUGCAAGCUUUUUUGGCUCAUCUAUGGCGCGCUAUUAAUCGUUGUCGCAAGCAUGAUGCAGAGGAAGAAGUCGUCAUCAAUAUUAUCGUAGGUACAAGAUCGAGACUAAAUCCUCCACUUCCAGAAGGGUAUUUUGGAAAUGCAAUUCAUUACAAGAAAGUAAAGACAAAUGCAAGGGAGUUGCUGGAAAAUGGACUAGGAUGGGCUGCAAUGCGAAUAAACAAGAUGGUUGUUGCUCAAAACUCUGAAGAAGUGGUGAAAAUGUACAAAGAUUGGGUUGAAAAUCCAAUUUUAAUCACUAAGGGCUGAGUAUAUGGUGGGAUUACUAAAUUGGCCAUUGGUAGUAGUCCAAGGGAUACCAUAUAUUGUACAGAUUUUGGUUGGGGAAAACCAAUUGGUGUGAGGAGUGGGAUGCCAAAUAAAAGUGAUGGAAAAAUUACAUUAUUUCCUGGUGCAAAAGAAGGAAGUGCAGUGUGUGGAUAUUGAAGUUUAUCUUUUGCCAGAGACUUUGCAAGCAUUGGAGUAAUUCAUGGUGUCUGUAACUAAGACUUAAAACUUCCUUAGUUACUAGGAUCAUUCUUAUGCUAUAUUUGCUUAUUUACUUUUAUUAAUCAGUAAUAAAUACUCUUGAAUUCAGAAAA